AUGACACUACUUCAGAACGGUGUCUCCGGGCAUCAUGCUUCGCCCGCUGGACAAACUCCCGUAAAAAGGCAAACUGCUGCCAAACCCCGCUCUGCAUUGAUCCUUUAUGGCUCGGAGACAGGGAAUGCUCAAGAUGUCGCUCAAGAGAUUGCUCGUUUGACUGAACGUCUGCGUUUUGAUACAACUGUCAUAGAUCUUGACUCGAUAGAACUUCGUGAUUUGCUCAAGCAUACCAUCAUCAUUGUAGCUAUAUCGACUACGGGACAAGGCGAAUUUCCACAAAAUGCCCGUUCAUUUUGGAAGGUGUUGCUGAGCAGUCAGCUUCGACCUGGUGUCCUGCGGCGUGUCAAUUUCACCACCUUUGGUCUCGGUGACAGUUCGUAUCCACAAUACAAUGUCGCCCACCGCAUGCUACACAAUCGUAUGCUUCAGCUGGGUGCUCAGCUAUUCUGCCCAAAAGGGGAAGGCAACGAACAGCAUCCAGAGGGCCACAAUGGCGAGUUUCGCGCCUGGAUCGUGGAUCUGAAGCAAGGACUUCUGCAGAAAUUUCCCUUGCCUGUUGGACAGGACAUCAUUGCCGAAGACGUUUUCCUGGAACCUAGGUGGUGCUUACGAGUCUCUCCCGACAGUAAUGCUACGCAUGCCAAAGUGGAAUCCCUACCUGAAGCCCUUACUCUGGACACGCCUCCAGCGGACGAUAUCUUGCCGAUCAGAGACAGCAUUCUCGCUAACCUAUUGUCAAACACGCGUUUGACUCCACUCAGUCACGGUCAAGAUGUUCGGCUCUUGGAUUUCCGCGUGCCUCCAGAUGUCGACUAUGGCCCUGGCGCCGUUGCCGUUGUGUAUCCGAAGAACUUCCCAAAGGAUGUGAACCAGUUCAUUGAAACGAUGGGCUGGCAGUCCAUGGCCGAUAAGCCUUUGGAGUUAGUACCUACAGCGGAGGUCGCUGAUCUGGCCUCCUAUCCCCCCUCACCUCUCAGAUAUCUCAGGCAAAACAAGAAGCAAUUUACCAUGCGCGAGCUGCUGACGAACUAUCUGGACAUAUUAUCCAUACCUCGGAGAACAUUCUUUUCUUCGCUGGCUUACUUCACCAAAGAAGGAAACGAAGAUGAGGGCUACCAAAAAGAACGCAUACUGGAGCUAGCGAAUCCUGAGCUGAUCGAUGAACUGUGGGAUUACACGACUCGACCAAAACGAACCAUUCUCGAGAUCAUGCCCGAAUUUCCGAGUGUCAAAAUUCCUUGGGAAUACGCUCUGGAUAUCAUACCAGUCAUGCGAGGUCGUCAAUUUAGCAUCGCAAGCGGAGGAAGCCUGAAACGCCUUGAAGAUGGCAAUGCUAGAGUGCAAUUACUCGUGGCUAUCGCAGAUCCUCCUAAUCCUAUCAUCAAACUACGCAGACGUUAUGGAGUCUGCACCCGAUACAUUGCAACAUUGCAAGCUGGUCAACAAUUCAGUCUGACGAUUCAACCGGGCUAUCUAAAUGUGAGCCCAGAUGAAGUCCAUGCUCCUGUACUCAUGAUCGGUCCAGGCACUGGUGUUGCUCCCAUGCGAUCGAUGAUCUAUGAGCGCUUACAAUGGGGAAAAGAGAGUGCUUCGAGGCAACCUUGUGUCUUGUUCUUUGGAUGCCGCAACGAGGAGGCCGAUUAUUUCUUCCGCGAUGAAUGGCAGAACCUUUCCGGUCAAGGCCUCACUGUAUUCCCAGCCUUCUCUCGCGAGCAGAACAAGCCAAGAACCUAUGUUCAGGAUUUGAUUCGCAGGCAUGCAGAUCUUGUUCUCCGAUUACUCGAACAAGAGAACAGCAAGGUGUAUGUCUGUGGCUCCUCGGGGAACAUGCCCAAGGGAGUUCGCGAGGCCUUAUCAGACGUGCUUCGAGAACAUGGUCAGAUGGAGGCCAAUAAAGCGAGCGAGUAUCUUGAUCAGAUGGAGAAAGACGGUCGUUACAAGCAAGAGACAUGGUAG
Molecule: messenger RNA, 1959 nt
Organism: Aureobasidium subglaciale EXF-2481
Lineage: Eukaryota; Fungi; Ascomycota; Dothideomycetes; Dothideales; Saccotheciaceae
Exons: 3
Coding region: 1-1959 (652 amino acids)
Cellular component (GO): cytosol
Molecular function (GO): NADPH-hemoprotein reductase activity; flavin adenine dinucleotide binding; FMN binding
Source: RefSeq, a predicted model, not a curated record